AUGGCACCAAAGAACGCCAUCAAGCGCGUCGGAGCAGUCGUACUGUCUGGUGCUGCUGCUCUUCUUCCAUCAAGCAUCACCCUUCGCCGCGAGUAUGAGGCAGGACCGUUACCUCAAUAUGAUACCCCUUUGACAACAGCACCACUACACUCAGCCUUGCCAACUUCGAGGAAGGGCACAACUGGCAAGACUCACAUACUUACUGGCAUUCUUCGACGAGCAGCCGCCUUUCCAAGGGGGUUCAAAGGCCUUUUCAAACAUUCCAACCAUCCCAAGGAUUCCAAGAAUCGAAAUUCUCCAGCUGGAUCGAUUCAAUCUGCUCUAGCCAUUGCAAUGUUCAAUGCAGUCAAACUCCGUAAAGCCUCACCCACAGAGACUGAGAACAGUACAUCCAGCCCCAUGAUGGAAGAGUCCAGCACCUUAUCUACUGAAAGCACCAAUGAAGUCAUCGUUGAAGGCGCCAGCACUCCCACACCAGCUGCCUCGAUUGAACGAAGCAUGGUGAGGCGUGCACCAAGCAUCGAUACCAUCGUCUCCGGAUUUGCAGACGAUUUCAGCUCAGAAGUGUUGAGUAUCUUCGAUGUUGACACAGAACAGGUGUCCAAUGCUGCCCCAUCCACACUGCCUUCAGCGUUGAUUCCCGGAAAUUUCCCCGGCCAUCAUCAGCAAGCCUCCAGCAUCAAGGAAGUUCAGGCUGCUUCUCCGCUUGCCACCAAAUCCUUCAAUCAUGCCACUCCGGCUCCCACGAGAGUCUGCCGCCAAGAAUCAACUACUUCAGCAUAUGUCAAUUGUGCAACUCAGACCGAGGAGGUGGGAGAUGUGAGCAUCUCUAAAGCAGGAGCACCUUCGAAAGAUCUAUAUGUUCAAGUUGACCUAGAGUGCAAUUCAUCACCCGAGCCAUCUCCUUUGGAGAGUCAACGUUCAGCAAGCCCAGAGACACCCGACACUAUUCACUCUGAUAGUCCUACCAAAUUGGACCUGGAGCAAGAAAACGAAAAGCUGAAAGCAGAGAAUUCUAGACUCGUUGGCGUCAUCCACAACCUCAACGAGCGCAUUGAAGACCUUGAAACUUCGGAAGAGGUGUCUGAGAGAGACAGCAAGCAAGAGAUGCAGCAGCUCCGGGCUGAGCGUGACGGCAUGGCGCGUCGAGCAGAGGAGCUAUGGGAUCAACAUGAGCAGCUUCUUGGUCGGAAUCAGGAGCUGCGUUACCAGAGAGGAGAAUUCGAGCACGAUGCAGAGCAUCUCCGCGGCCAACUCAAGGCUGUUGAGGCGCAACAUGAACAGAACAUCGCUGCAAAUGUCGCAGCAUAUGAGCGGGCCCGCAAGGUCACCUUGAAAGAGCUUCAGGACAAGCAUCAAGAUGACUACAUGCAAGGUGUCGCAAAAUACAAGGAGCUGCAAAAUCAAGCACUGCAGCAACAACACAUUAUCAAAACUCAGAAAGAUUUGAUUGACUGCCUUGAGCAGGAGAAUGUUCCCGCGGCGGUUGCAGGUGCCGCCAACGCUCUGAGAGAAGCAGAAGUCAAAAAUGGGAUGCUUGAACAACAGCUUGCGCAGCAGGCUGGUCACAUUUACAACGUGGAGACGCUGCUCGCACGAGCAACACAUCAAGUAUCACUGCUCCCUCAGAUUCAAGAUGAGGUGGCAAAGCUGAUUUCGGAGCGCAAUGCUCUGCAACACCAGCUGAAUGCCCUGCGCCGUCAGCAGCCUGCUCCUGUUGUUGCUGGAAUAGGCAGCAACAAUGCCACCCCGAAAAACGCAGGGUUUGGUGCAAUCGGUGGCGAAAGACGCGCCGCUGGGGCCAACAAGACCAGCAGCAAGCCGACCAACAAUGGCUUCGGUGGCAACAACAAUGGCGGCGGCAUACCACGCAACUAUGGCUUCCAAAAUUUGAACGGCCAGGCGAAUUCUGGACUGUUCUCAGGCUUCAACAAUUGA
Molecule: messenger RNA, 1938 nt
Organism: Exophiala bonariae
Lineage: Eukaryota; Fungi; Ascomycota; Eurotiomycetes; Chaetothyriales; Herpotrichiellaceae
Exons: 1
Coding region: 1-1938 (645 amino acids)
Source: RefSeq, a predicted model, not a curated record